AUUCUUAGCGUAUCACGCAUGCGCAAAACGAGAACAUUCUAGUCUUCUAUGUUGAUUUUUUACAAAUAGUCACGACUCAAUUUUUGGACGGUUUUCCCUAAUCUUGUGUAUAUGGGUGUCAACACCUGUUUAUACAAAUGAUCAUGUGUGAAAUAUUCUAAAAAUGCUUAGUUUGACAUGGUCAUAACAUUUGAACCACUGCAUAUCGCAACUUUAAACUUGCAAUUUCAGAUUCUACGCAUCGAAAACUACAGGAUUGCACAUAGAAAAAGUCAAUAAUUUUUGGACCCCUAAAGUAAAAUUUAUCUAAAUUCUCUUCUGGAAAUUUGAAAUUUUUAAUAUUGUAAAUUUAUAAAAUUUCUGUAAUAGUAGGGAAGAAAUUUCCUUUAUUUUCAUGGACUAAGGACUUUACUAAAGUUUGAUAAAAAUGAAACUACUAUUGCAUUAUAUAGUAAUUAUAAGUAAGUCUUAAACACACAACAGAUGGAAUCCUUUACGCAAAAUGAUAGUGCAAGAUGUCGUGAAGAAAUUAUUUCGCCAGAAGAACAGUCAUUACUGCAACUCUUGCAAAAAGGAAUGUUAGAAACAAGCGAAGAAAAUAUAGCUUUCAGGAAGGAGAUAUCAUUAUUAUUGAAUAAAUUAAACUUGGAAUCACAAUCUUUGCCCAAUGAUAUCAAAGAAGGAUUACAAAAAAUAGCCUUGCUUUUAAGAUAUGAAAAGCUAAGUGAUUUUGAUGCUAUUACUCUGAAUAUAGUGAGUGAAAGAAAGAAAAUAGAGGAAAAAAAGAGACAGUAUGAAGAAAAACAGUUGGCGUUAUUAUAUGAUGAUCAUUCUAGAAAAUAUACUAUUUUUUCAAAAAAACUUAAUUGUUUGCAAGAGGCUGUAAAUUCACUUGAAAGCAUUAUUGAGAAUUCUCAGAAAGAGCAAGCGGAUAUUCGCUGUAACCAUGUUUCAUUAUUUACAAAGUUAAAAGAAUAUCAGCAAACUGCAGAAAAGUUAGAAACUGACUUAGCAGAUAUGCAAGUAGAAGAUCUUUAUCCCAAAAAAAUAUUAAAUAAAUAUCAUAGAUAUUUAGAAAUGUCAGGUGAAUUAGCAGAACUUAAUCAAUACCUUAGUCAAUAUAGAGAUUUACCACCAAAUUUAUUACAAGCUAAAGCUCUAGUUGAAGUUAAAAAAAAGGAAUAUGAAAGCUUAAAGAACGCACUUUUAGAGAAAACAAAAUGAAUGAUAGAUGAGUCGUAAGGAAGCAUUAUCGCAAUUUAUUCAACAAAUACAUGGACGUCCUGUUGUCGUAAAGCUAAAUAGUGGUGUAGAUUAUAGAGGUGUUUUAGCUUGUCUCGAUGGUUACAUGAAUAUAGCUCUUGAACAAACAGAAGAAUAUGUAAAUGGUCAAUUAAAAGACAAGUAUGGUGAUGCUUUUAUUCGUGGUAAUAAUGUCUUAUAUA
Molecule: messenger RNA, 1445 nt
Organism: Bombus terrestris (buff-tailed bumblebee)
Lineage: Eukaryota; Metazoa; Arthropoda; Insecta; Hymenoptera; Apidae
Product: U6 snRNA-associated Sm-like protein LSm6
Exons: 4
Coding region: 484-1224 (246 amino acids)
Biological process (GO): maturation of SSU-rRNA; mRNA splicing, via spliceosome
Cellular component (GO): U4/U6 x U5 tri-snRNP complex; sno(s)RNA-containing ribonucleoprotein complex; U6 snRNP
Molecular function (GO): RNA binding
Source: RefSeq, a predicted model, not a curated record